ACUCUCAGCUAAAGCAACGGGUUCUAAGAAAAAAUUCUUAUUUAUAACAAAAAUUUUGUUUUAAAUAAAAUAUUGAAUAUGUUUUCCACUAAAUAUAUUAUAACGGGACUUCUUAUGGUUUUGGUCAUCAGUGAUUUUACACGAGCUGAUUUUCGUUUAUGUGGACAAUCGUUAACACAAUUUUUGGAAAUGAUUUGUAUAGAUGGUUUUAAUCCCAAAAAUCUUUCAAAAAAAUCAGUUCCCUUAGAUGAUUACAAUGAUAAUAGCCUUGAAAAUGAUGCUCUUUCAUCUCAUCCAUUUUCAUCAUUAUUUAUGGAUAAAUUAUACCAUGGCAAUUUAAUGGCAAAAACUCGUCGUCGUCGUCAUGAUGGUGUAGCUGAGGAAUGCUGUCGCAAAUCUUGCUCUAUGUCAGAAUUAACAACAUAUUGUCUAUAACUGCAGAAUAACUGAAGUUAAAUUAAAAUACUUAUACACAAAAUUUUUAUAAAAAUUUUAAAAUAUAUAAUUGCAUCUAAACUAACAUGAAUAUUUAUA
Messenger RNA from Lucilia cuprina (Australian sheep blowfly), 534 nucleotides. Its product is annotated as probable insulin-like peptide 5. The record is from RefSeq and is a predicted model, not a curated record. The transcript is spliced from 2 exons. Lineage: Eukaryota; Metazoa; Arthropoda; Insecta; Diptera; Calliphoridae. Gene Ontology annotation, cellular component: extracellular region. The coding region runs from base 79 to 435 and encodes 118 amino acids. Gene Ontology annotation, molecular function: hormone activity.